This is a messenger RNA of Protopterus annectens (West African lungfish), 3777 nucleotides long. RefSeq names its product ribonucleoprotein, PTB binding 1 (gene RAVER1). The record is from RefSeq and is a predicted model, not a curated record. Lineage: Eukaryota; Metazoa; Chordata; Ceratodontiformes; Protopteridae. Gene Ontology annotation, molecular function: RNA binding. The transcript has 20 exons. The coding region runs from base 25 to 2817 and encodes 930 amino acids.
UUGUCUUCCGGUUUUCAUUCCAAAAUGGCGGCGGCCAGGUCAUUUAAUUCCACAGUUGCUAAUUCUGGACAAGUGGAAACAAAUUUUACAGUCCCAGACGUCUACCCUGGAAGUCACGCGGUAAGAGUUGGUUCCCAGAAUAAUGAUGGACAGUACGGAGGCAGUAAUAUGUUUCCUUUGGAAAAGACGCCUAUCAAUAGAGAGAAACUCGAAACAUAUAUUGGAUCCGACGAAGAUGUGGAGCGCUUAGUUGAGGAAGUAUUGCCGCCGUUAGACGUUGAAGAGAUAAAAAGUCGUGUGGAAAAAACAUUCAAAGAAUUUCGCAACCGUAGAAAGAUUUUGAUCAAAAACCUACCAUCGGAUGUAACUAACCAGGAAGUACACAGCCUUUUGUGUGAUUAUGAACUGAAGUAUUGCUUUGUGGAUAAAUAUAAAGGAACAGCAUUUGUGACUUUGUUGAAUGGAGAGCAGGCAGAAUCUACCAUCAGGCAGUUUCACAAGACACAGCUGAGAGACAAAGAAAUAAUAGUCCAGUUACAACCUACGGACGCACUGUUGUGCAUAGCGAAUUUGCCUCUGUCAUAUACUCAGCAGCAGUUUGAAGAGCUGGUGCGUCCUUUUGGAAACCUAGAAAGAUGUUUCUUAGUAUGUAAUGAGCAAACUGGCCAUUCCAAAGGGUACGGGUUUGUAGAGUACAUGAAAAAGGACUCUGCUGCUCGAGCUAAAUCAGAUCUUCUUGGUAAACCACUGGGUUCUCGAACAUUGUUUGUGCACUGGACUGACGUUAAUCAGUUGACUUAUGACCUGAUCCAUUCCAAAUGCUUGUAUGUGGAAAAACUACCCCUUGACUACAGGGAUGUUGAUCAGCUGCAGCAUAUAUUUUCCAGUGUAUAUCGUCCUGUGUUCUGUCAAAUUGCCUAUGGGUCAGAUGGGAACAGCAGAGGAUUUGCAGUGGUGGAGUAUGAAACACCAGAGUUUGCUGAGGCAGCUCAAGAGAAGGCAGAUGGUUAUCCCAUUGGUGGCAACAACAUCAGGGUCUCAUUCUGUGCUCCUGGACCUACUGGAAGAAGUAUGCUGGCUGCACUGUUAGCAGCACAAGCUAUGGCUGUAAACCGUGGAAAAGGAGGUCUGCUGCCGGAGCCAAACUUUGCCCAGAUUCUGAAUAGUUUUAACAACCCAGCAUCAUUGCAGCUUCUAUUGAACCCAUUACUUCAUGGAGUCAUUGGGGCAAAACAAGGUAUUCUCGGAGCAGCGCCUUUCUUAACCAAUCCGGCUUUAUCCACUGCCCUCCUGCAACUAGCACUACAGAACCAGACACAGCAGAAUGUAUUACCUGGAAGCCCUCUACUACUGCAGAACCAGUUGUGGACACAGCUUUUGCAGAACAAGGAGAUUCAGGCGCUCCUCAGUAAAGCUGGUAUUCUAGGAGAACCUCCACUUACACCCUUGCCGCAUAGUGGGAUAGGAGCGUUGAACCCAGCUGUGCAACAGCCAGGAAAAGGACUACUUGGAGAACCUUCAUUAGGUGGUUCUUUAUCAUCCCUUGGUCCAGAAGUUUCCCAGGGCCAUUCUAAAAAUUCAGUUCUAUCUGGUGCGAACCUACCUCUACAGCAGUUCUUUGGGCAAGGUUUAGUGGAUCGAGAUACAGCUGCCGCUGCUCCUGUUAAUCGGUCAGUUUUACCAAGCAUGUCUACCCCCACUCUGGGAUCUGUGAUUGGAGGAUCACAGAAAUCAAACCCAAGUAUGGAUGUUGGGCGUUCUGGGAUGGUGUCUUCCCUGCUUGGAGAGCCCCCAAGGGAUCUUAAGAUGCCCCAGAAUCCUUACCUGAAUUUCCACAGUGUGCUUCCCCCUUCUAACAUGUCAAGUGGUGGUAAAACUCAGUUUAAGCGUACCCCUAGUGGUGUUGGCUCAUCUUCCAGUUCCAGAAUUUCACAGGGUUCAUUGUCUAGUCGGUACAUAGGUUCUGGUGGACUGCUGGAAAAUUACUCUUUUGCAGACUUUUUACGAGAUCGACCAAUGUCUUCAUACAGCCAGUCAAAAGACUUGAAUAAUCCAGGAAUGGGAGGCUAUGGUUCCAGUCUGAGUAAGGAUGAUCCAUCAUCAUUUUAUUAUCGAUCAAAAGAACAGGAUGACCUAGAAAUGAGAAAUUACGGUGCCACUCAGAUGAAGGACCUGUCUUCUCAUUACUAUCGGUCCCAAGAACAAGGUUAUGAUCACAGUCAGAGUAAGGAUCAAACAUCAUCUCUGUACUAUCCAAAAGAUCACAAUGAUUCAGGACUUGGAGGUUAUGAGUCCAGUUACAGUAAGGAUCGGCCAUCAUCAUCUAUGUACUAUGAGUCAAAAGAACAGAACAGUCUGGGAUUAACUAAUUACAGUUCCACUCAGAAUAAGGAUCCACCAUCAUCUUUGUAUUAUUCAAAAGAUCUGAAUGAUCCAGGAAUAGGAGGCUAUGGUUCCAGUUAUACCAAGGCAUCUCUACAAACUGGUGAACAUAACAGCUUGGGACCACCUUUUCCAUAUAGUUCAGGAUCUCCUACGUCUUACUUUGCCAGUGGAUUACAAGCAGGGCUUCAACAGACACAGUUCAAGACGGGAAGACCAUCAGUAUCUUCUGGAGCUGGUAUUGUAGGUACCAUGCCACAUUCCUCUACCUCCAGUAGUCUAAUGAAGACACCAGUUGGAGCUCAGAAACGAGGUUUCUCCCACUUAAUUCCUUCACCUGAACCCAGCCCAGAAGGUGGUUAUAUCGGACAACAUUCACAGGGACUUGGAGGGCAUUAUGCAGACUCUUAUUUGAAGAGAAAGCGAAUAUUUUAGAAGGCACUUUUAAGUCUUGUACUGGAGCAGUGUAUAUGAGCCUGUACAUUGUGUAAAUUUUAGUUUUCUUAACGUAACUGUCUUUUCUUUAACUUUAGUUCUGUGAAAAAAUAUUUGUUUUUAUGUUUAAUUAGCAGGAAGAAUGUGUGUUCUUCACCUUAAAAUGUGAAAAUUCAUCAACAGCAUUUGGCAAGCAAGGUAACAUAACCACCCUGUCAUGACAUUGCUUAUUACAUGAAGAAACUAUAACCUGCUUUCCUUGCAUGCAUGUGUGGGUGUGUGUCUUGUUACGGUAGUAUUAACUUAGUGGAUUGUUAGAGGAAACAUACCUGGAACUUGACUCAGUGUGAUAAGGCAGAAAGAUAGGGGCUGUUGCCUUGUUACAUUUUGAUGCUGAAAAGAAAAGGGCAAUACUAGUUAAAUUCUUUGUGUUGGCUAGAUUAAAGGAUAGAACAGGGCUGCUUGGUAAGUUGUCUGCCCUUGAGGAAUAGAGUUCAUACGUUUUGCAAUAUUAUUUUAAAAACAGAGGUGACACCAUAUGAAACCUAUACCUUCCUCAAGUAGUUUAUAUGCUAGCAUCUGUCUUCAGUAAAAUAAUUUGAAAUUGCCCUGAGAGUGGCAUGCUCCAGUGGCGUAAAAAAAAUCACAUUUCUAUUGUGGUUAAUGAUAUCUUAGUAUGAUGUGUAAUACAUUAUAAGAACAGGCUUGUACUUCUGGGUUAAGACAUGGGGAUUUCCUCUGAAGAAUAUACUUUCCUUUAAGAUGUCUCAGAAAAAAAAAAGACGCACAAAGGAGAGUUGGCCCAUAUUAUUUUCCUUAAUAAUUAUCAGAUAGCCCUGUCACCGGGGCAGCAUUGGGGUUAAGUUUUCUAAGCCUGGCAGGCAUAUUGUUUGUGUGUGUGUAUAUAUGUUUGUGUAUAUAUAUAUAUAUAUACACACACACACACACACACACACACAC